Messenger RNA from Ostrinia furnacalis (Asian corn borer), 1063 nucleotides. RefSeq names its product prothoracicotropic hormone (gene PTTH). The record is from RefSeq and is a predicted model, not a curated record. The transcript has 5 exons. The coding region runs from base 272 to 934 and encodes 220 amino acids. Lineage: Eukaryota; Metazoa; Arthropoda; Insecta; Lepidoptera; Crambidae.
AUACUAAUUCACCAUCAAGCCAAUAAUAUCUUAAAAUAUAUUUUGUGGAUUAUGUGUGGGUAAACAUCAACAACAUGGACGUCAGAUGGCUAUUGUUUCUCACCCGUUUAGAUAACGAAAGCAUUCAGGUAUAAAUAGUAACAGUAUCAAGUUGCUAAUGGAUCUGCCUUUGUGCUAUCAAUCAAAAGUAGGGGAGGUUUCCUAUAUAAGACGAGGUGGUAAGUUUCUACGCAUUAGUAUUUCGAGGUUCCCGAAGUGAACAGUGGCCAACAUGAUUACUAGAUCUUUAGUAAGGCUACUUGUAUGUUGCGGGCUGUACAUUCUAGUACAAACACUGAUGCCCAAAGUAUUAGCAAUGAAAAGGACUUCAGACAUUGAAGAGUAUAUGAUCGGCGAACAAAGAACUAGAAAGAGGCAAAACUAUGUAGAAAAAAUGGGCAUAGAAAAUGAAUUUUUUGAAAAUGUUGACGAAGUCGGGCCAUCUUACGACACGAAACUUGUAGAAUCAUCUAAAGAACAAUUGCCUGCAUUUAUCCUAGACUAUGCUAAUAUGAUACGAAAUGAUAUCAUUCUAUUAGACAAUUCUGUUGAAACAAGAACUCGCAAAAGAGGAAACAUCAAAGUUGAAAAACACAAUCAUGCGAUACCCGAUCCGCCUUGCAACUGUGAGCACAACAAGGAUAUCAUCGACUUGGGUGAAGACUACUACCCGCGGUUUGUCGAAAAUAGAACUUGUAGUAAACAAAUGUGUUCCGAUUUCUACAUGUGCCAAUCGAACUUAUAUGAGUUAACUGUAUUGAAAAAGAGGAUUUCUAUGCAAGAAUCUCAAGUAGAUUUACCAAGUGACUUGAGACAUCGUUGGGUGGCCGAAAAACAAAUCGUGACUAUUGGAUGCGUGUGCACUAAAAAUUAUGGCAUAAAUGGUGAACAUUAAUGUUUAUAAAGACCUCCAAAACAGACCUUAGUGUGUGACUUGAAUGUUAUUGACGAGCUUUGUAAAUUAUAGAAAAUCACAUUUAUGAUUGCUAUAAGUUAGAUAUAAAAAUAAACGACUUCUUCAUUG